Molecule: messenger RNA, 1333 nt
Organism: Saitoella complicata NRRL Y-17804
Lineage: Eukaryota; Fungi; Ascomycota; Saitoellomycetes; Saitoellales; Saitoellaceae
Exons: 1
Coding region: 181-1176 (331 amino acids)
Source: RefSeq, a predicted model, not a curated record
GGAGCAUUCUUCACUUGCGCCGUCCUCCAUAGUGAUCGCCUAGAUGAAGAGUUUAAAAGGCCGUCGCUCCCCUUCUCUCGGUUCGUCAGUUCGCCUGUCUUUCCAAUCAUCCACAUUCGUUCGAACACACAGCCUCUACAGGAUUACACUCUCUUUCACACACGUUAAACGAUAAUCACAAUGAAGACCACCAUCCUCGCCGCCCUCGCCGCCUUGGCCUCCGCCGCCAACGCCCUCCAAAUCAUCUCUCCCGUCGCCAACUCCACUGUCACCACCGGCCAGACCCUCCCGGUCAAGUGGAGCUACGUCGACACUGACCCUUCCCUCGCCUCCGUCUACCUCGUCAACUUUCUCUCCUGGCCUCCACAGAACUUGCCUCUUGAGUUGGACGUCAACACUACCUCUGGUGGUGCUAACGUCAAGAUUCCCUGCGAUGUUUCUGCUGGCUACGGAUACCAAAUCAACCUCGACAACGGAACGAACACCUAUGUCAUCUACGCCCAGUCUGGCAAGUUCACCAUCAUCUCCGACCCGAACUGCGUUGACACCACCGAGACCACCCCCUCUUCCUCUGCGGCUGCUGCCACCGCCUCUACUGUCUACAAGACCUUGCCAGCUUCCACGGUUACCUCCUCCGGUACCGUCUACGUUGAGAAGACCGUGACUGUCUCUGCGGCUGCUCAGACCAAGACUGUUUCCGUCCCUGGUGUUACCUCUACUGUGACCUUCGCCAUCCCUACCCCUGUCAACCUUGUUGCCACCGUUUGCGCUCCUGCUGCUGGCAAGGGCACUGGUUCGCCUGCCGGUGUCCAGGUCAUUACCGAGACGAAGACCACUACUAGCAACGGUGUCAAGAAGACCCUUACCGCCACCUUGACCAACACCAUCUAUGUCGCUGGACCCUCUGCUAGUCGCGCUAUUGGUGCUGCCUCCACUACCGCCUCUGCCGCUGCUGGAGCCAAGAACUGGAACGGUACCGCAUCCACUUCCUCCUCCGGAUUCUCCGCUGCUGCCGUCGCCGGCUCCUCCUCCAACUCCACCACCCUCGCCACCCACGGUAACAGCACCUUCAACAGCACCACCAUGGCCGUCUUCCACAGCGGAGCCGCCACCAACCCCGUUGGUGUCGCUGCUGCCUUGAUGGCUGGUUUGGCUGCUGUUGCCUUCGCCCUCUAAACGCUAGACAUUCGGGGAUAGACAGUGGAAGGAAGGAAAGUUUUUCUUUCGGGAAUAUUCUUGACAUAUACGUUUUUGUUCGUGGAUGUUCUUUUGGUUGAUGGACUUGCUUUUAUUUUGAUGGAUGAUGUUUGAUAAUACCAAACUUGAUUGUUUC